This is a messenger RNA of Hemiscyllium ocellatum (epaulette shark), 922 nucleotides long. RefSeq names its product NFU1 iron-sulfur cluster scaffold homolog (S. cerevisiae) (gene nfu1). Gene Ontology annotation, molecular function: iron-sulfur cluster binding; iron ion binding. Lineage: Eukaryota; Metazoa; Chordata; Chondrichthyes; Orectolobiformes; Hemiscylliidae. Bases 26 to 772 code for a protein of 248 amino acids. The record is from RefSeq and is a predicted model, not a curated record. The transcript has 8 exons. Gene Ontology annotation, cellular component: mitochondrion. Gene Ontology annotation, biological process: iron-sulfur cluster assembly.
GUCCUUGCAGAUGCCUUGAUCAAAGAUGGCGGCGGUGAAGUUGGGCACUUGCUGGCUCUUGGCUUCAAGAAUACACACAGGCCAGCACGUGAGGCGCAUGUGUUUGACCAAGAAAUGGAGCGGGAGUGGCUUGGGAUGUCAGAACCUUCUGCAACCAUCAACUUCGGUCUCCGUUGCCUUGAGAAGCAUGUUCAUUCAGACCCAAGACACACCCAACCCUAACAGCUUGAAGUUCAUCCCUGGAUGUACGGUGUUGGAAUCAGGUACCAUGGAGUUCUCAGCACCCAGAAGUGCCUUCUGUUCUCCUUUGGCCAGGCAGCUCUUCAGGAUUGACGGGGUGAAAGGUGUUUUCCUUGGGCCUGAUUUUAUAACCAUCACCAAGGUUGGCGAGGAGGUGGAUUGGAAGUUGCUCAAGCCGGACGUCUAUGCUGCCAUCAUGGAUUUCUUUGCGUCAGGACUCCCGAUCCUGACGGACGACGCUCCGCGCUCCGAUACAGCUGCUUCAGAGGAUGAUGAUGAAGUUGUGGCCAUCAUUAAGGAGCUGUUGGACACCAGGAUUCGGCCCACAGUUCAAGAGGACGGCGGUGAUGUGAUCUACAAAGGUUUUGAAGACGGAAUUGUCAAAUUGAUGCUGCAGGGUUCGUGUACCAGCUGCCCCAGCUCUGUCGUCACCCUGAAGAGUGGAAUACAGAACAUGCUGCAGUUUUACGUCCCAGAGGUGGAGGGUGUGGUGCAGGUUACAGAUGAAGAUCUAGAAGCCGACGUUUCGUGAAUGUUUGGUGACCACAGGGUGAUAACCCAACUGUGCUGCUUGUUGGUAAAUCGUCAUGCACCUUAACAAUUUAUUGGCACCUCUACUGGCUGCAACGCAUUGUGAAACAGAAUAAUAUAUGUUGCAAUAAAGCAUUUAAGCUUGAUUUUA